Messenger RNA from Argentina anserina (silverweed cinquefoil), 3151 nucleotides. RefSeq names its product anaphase-promoting complex subunit 5. Gene Ontology annotation, biological process: anaphase-promoting complex-dependent catabolic process; positive regulation of mitotic metaphase/anaphase transition; protein K11-linked ubiquitination. Gene Ontology annotation, cellular component: anaphase-promoting complex. The coding region runs from base 152 to 2902 and encodes 916 amino acids. Lineage: Eukaryota; Viridiplantae; Streptophyta; Magnoliopsida; Rosales; Rosaceae. The transcript has 20 exons. The record is from RefSeq and is a predicted model, not a curated record.
CACGCCCAAAUUAGAGCAGGCAGCAGCAGCACAAUAACACACUUCCCGGUUCUUUUUCAAAACCCCAGUCGCUUUCUAAAACCCUCACUCUUCCUCACUCAAUCCCUAAACCCUCUCUCUCUCUUCUUCCACCGCCACUGCCACUGCCACAAUGGCCGGAAUUGUAAAACCCCCCGGCGCUUUCCAAAUCACGCCGCACAAAGUCUCCGUCUGCAUACUCCUCCAGAUCUACGCCCCUCCCGGCCAACUCGCCGUCCCCUUCCCCUUCUCCUCCGCCGACCACCACAACCGCUUCGGCCUCUUCCUCCUCGCCCUCACCAAGUCCUACGAUGACAUUUUCGAGCCGAAAUUGGAUGAUCUGAUACAUCAGUUGAGGGAAAUCGGAGGCGUAGUCGACUAUUUCUUGAUUGACUCUCUCACCAAUAGGCUCUCUUCUCUUUUGUCUCCUGAUGAUUUGUUUAACUUCUUCAAUGAUACAAGAGGUGUCCUUGGCGGUCCGGAUGUUAUUUUGGAAGCUGACCAAGUUGUUUUGGAUCCCAAUAGCAACCUCGGCAUGUUUCUUCGCCGCUGCAUUCUUGCGUUUAAUUUACUGACCUUUGAGGGUGUAUGCCAUCUUUUGGACAGUAUAGGGACAUAUUAUAAAGAAGCACUCUCAAGUUGUUCUCCGAAUGAGGCACCUCACUUGGAUGAUCCUUCUAGGUUAUCAGAAUAUGAAAACAUGGACCUUGAGAAUUUUGUUUUUGAUAAAGUUACUGAAGAAAUGGAAGCUAGGCAAAGAGAUGGUGGAAGAGUUCCUUUUCAUCUUCAUGCACCUAAGGCACUUGUUGGACUGGUUGAAGAUAUUGAGGUUCCUGCAGCUCCAAAGCUGAAAUAUGGUGACAAACUUAGAGAAAGCUCUCAGUAUGCCUACCCUCCAAGCAAUACAUUAAAAGAUACAGAUCCCAAUGGUGGACUAUUCCUACGAACAAACUGGCAGGUGCAAGGGUUUCUACAGGAGCAAGCUGAUGCCCUCGAAAAGCAAGGGGGCACUUUCUCUUUGAAUGAUUUUGAACUUAUGCUGAGGCAGCUUCAAAACUUGGCACCUGAACUACAUCGUGUUCACUUCUUGCGUUACUUGAAUAGCUUGUCUCAUGAUGAUUAUUUUGCUGCUUUGGAGAAUCUUCACUGCUAUUUUGAUUACAGUGCAGGGAUUGAAGGAUAUGAUUUUGUUCCUCCAGCAUCUGUUUCCGAUACCUUAGGAAGGUUUGAAAUUGCCUUGCUAUUUUUGGGGAUGAUGCAUUUCCACUUUGGCCACCCAAAGCUAGCUUUGGUGGUAUUGACUGAAGCAGUUAAUGUUUCUCGGCAGCAAAGUAAUGAGACAUGCCUUGCUUACACGUUAGCUGCCAUCUGCAAUUUGUUGUCAGAAACUGGCAUCUCUUGCACAACUGGAAUACUGGGAUCAUCAUAUUCACCUCUGACCCGAAUUGGCAUUUCGCUAUCUGUCCAGCAACAACUGUUUGUUCUCUUGAGAGGGUCUCUGAAGAGAGCAGAAAAUUUGAAGUUAAAGCGAUUAGUAGCUUCCAAUCAUCUUGUGAUGGCGAAAUUCGAUUUGACGCAUGUACAAAGGCCUCUCAUUUCUUUUGGUCCCAAGGCUUCAAUGAAGCUUAAAACAAACCCAGUUAAUGUGUGCAAGGAACUUAGAUUAAGUUCUCACUUGAUUAGUGAAUUUUCCGCUGAGACUUCUUCAAUGACAAGUGAGGGUGCUUUUAGUACUGCAUGGCUUAAGAAUUUAGAGAAGCCAAUGGAUUUACAAGUUUUGUCUCAUGAAAGUGGAGGAAGCCAUACCAAUGCUUUCCAAUUCUGUGCACAACCAAGUCCAGUUCCUGCAUCUGUCUUACAGUUAGUAGGUUCUUCAUAUUUAAUCCGGGCCACAGCAUGGGAAACAUACGGAAGCACCGCACUUGCUAGAUAUAAUGCUGUAGUUCAUGCAACUUGUUUUCCUGAUGUUUCGAGCUCAUCUGACACGGCGCUAGCAUAUUUGAAGCUUAUCCAACAUCUAGCAGUUUCUAGAGGAUACAAAGAGGCAUUUAGCGCUCUGAAAAUAGCUGCUGAAAAGUUUUUGUCCGUCUCGAAGUCGCGGAUCUUGCUACUAAAACUUCAGCUGCUUCAUGAGCGUGCUUUACAUAGAGGACAUUUGAAGCUUGCUCAACAAGUAUGUGAUGAACUUGGAGUCCUGGCAUCAUCCGUGACUGGUGUGGAUAUGGAACUGAAGACAGAAGCAAGCCUUCGAAAUGCUCGUACAUUGCUUGCUGCAAACCAGUUCAGUGAGGCAGCAGCUGUAGCGCACUCCCUGUUUUGCAUGUGUUACAAAUUCAAUAUGCAAGUCGAAAAUGCCACUGUUCUUCUUUUACUAGCUGAAAUCCACAAGAAAUCAGGUAAUGCUGUAUUAGGUCUCCCAUAUGUGUUGGCUAGCCUCUCAUUCUGCCAGUCAUUUAAUUUGGAUCUUCUCAAAGCAUCAGCCACACUCACACUAGCUGAGUUGUGGCUUGCACUUGGAUCAGAUCAUGCUAAACGGGCCUUGAGCCUUAUACAUGGGGCUUUUCCUAUGCUUCUUGGUCAAGGAGGUUUGGAACUCCGUGCUCGGGCCUAUAUUGUAGAAGCAAAAUGCUAUUUAGCUGAUCCAAGUUUUUCUGUUCAUGAAAGUCCUGAUGUUGUGCUGGAUCCUCUGAAACAAGCUUCAGAGGAGCUUGAAUUGCUGGAGUACCACGAAUUGGCAGCAGAAGCUUUCUACUUAAUGGCUAUUGUCUAUGACAAACUGGAAAGACUAGAGGACAGAGAAGAGGCUGCAGCUUCAUUCAAGAAUCACAUUUUAGCCCUUGAGAACCCUCAGGAUGAGGAAGAUCCUCUGAUCGACAUGUUUUGAAGGCGACAUUGAUGUUUGUAUAUUCAUGUCUGUAUAGAUUACCUAAAAUGUGCUUAUAAAGAACAGAUUUUUUUGGGACAUUUUAAGUAGAUAGAAUCAAGUGACCACACAGGUAUUAGGUCAUUUCUAAGGAUCUUCCAACCUUUUGUUACUAUUUGGGAACUGCUUCUUCAAAGGUUCGCCUAUCUCUAAGCAAUUAGACAUAGUAUUGUAUCAUCUGGUGAUCAUUUUUUUCUUGAGAUUAAACCA